Messenger RNA from Pyrus x bretschneideri (Chinese white pear), 2081 nucleotides. Its product is annotated as pentatricopeptide repeat-containing protein At1g59720, chloroplastic/mitochondrial. Gene Ontology annotation, molecular function: RNA binding; zinc ion binding; protein binding. Bases 162 to 2000 code for a protein of 612 amino acids. The transcript has a single exon. Gene Ontology annotation, biological process: RNA modification. The record is from RefSeq and is a predicted model, not a curated record. NCBI's taxonomy places the organism in Eukaryota, Viridiplantae, Streptophyta, Magnoliopsida, Rosales, Rosaceae.
CACGACAUCCAUUCGAGGUAAUUUGCUGCCACUCACAAAUGUUUCUAGCAACCACACGAAAACAAGUUUUGGCAAAAAAUAAAUAAAAAUAAAAAAGACGAUAAAACCGAUUUCGAUCUGCUUAUGAUUUGGCGGCGUUGUAAAGAUUCGGCAGCGCGGCAAUGGUUCUGGCAACCACACCAACCCCACGUCCUCAUCAUCUCCCUCUCCCCAACACCAACAAUGGAGACUCCCGCACCCACCACCACGCCCAUCUCCUCCGCCUGCUGAACGAAUGCACGGACAUGUCACAGCUCAAGCAAAUCCACGCCCACACAUUGCGCACCACAUCGCCCACCAACCCCCACACCCUCUUCCUCCACAGCCGAAUCCUGCAUUUCUCCUCCCUCGCUGACAUCAACUACGCGUUUCGGGUUUUCGACCAGAUCGAAAAACCCAAUUCGUUUAUGUGGAACACUCUCCUCCGGGCCUGCGCUCGAAGCUCCGAGCGCGAAGAGCAGGCAAUACUGUUUUACUGCAAAAUGCUGGAAGAAGGGGAUGUUUUUCCCGACGAAUAUACUUUCCCGUUUGUUCUCAGAGCUUGUGCGUACUUGUUUGCCUUGUCUGAAGGGAAACAAGCGCAUGGAAACGCUGUGAAACUUGGGUUUGAUUCGGAUGUGUAUGUAAGCAACAGUUUGAUUCAUCUGUAUGCGUCUUGUGGGUGUUUGGAGUUGGCAGAGAAGGUGUUUGAGGAAAUGCGCGAAAGAAGAAGCAUUGUGUCGUGGAAUGUUAUGAUUGACUCGUAUGUUCGGGUUGGGGAGUUUGAGACUGCGCUGAAGGUGUUUGGUGAAAUGCGGAAGGUGUUUGAGCCUGAUGGGUACACAAUGCAAAGCGUUAUAAAUGCUUGCGCUGGGUUAGGGGCUUUGUAUUUGGGGAUGUGGGCUCAUGGUUAUGUGUUAAGGAAGUGCGACAGUAGUGUAGCUAGCGAUGUUUUGAUCAAUUCUUCGUUGGUUGAUAUGUAUUGCAAAUGCGGGUCCUUGAAACUUGCUCAGCAAGUAUUCGAUAGGAUGCCUAAACGCGAUGUGACUUUGUGGAAUUAUAUGAUUCUAGGGCUCGCCCUGCACGGGCAAGCUGAGGCAGCUUUGAAGUGUUUUGAUUGUUUGGUUGAAACGGAAAGCUUUGCGCCCAAUUCUAUCACAUUUGUCGGAGUUCUGAGUGCAUGUAAUCACAGAGGAAUGGUUGAAGAAGGCCGUAGGUUUUUUGAUAUGAUGGUAAAGGACUACAGGAUUGAACCAAGGCUAGAACACUACGGAUGCCUAGUUGAUCUUCUGGCACGUGCAGGUUUCAUCGACGAAGCUUUGAAUUUGGUAACAACAAUGCCUGUUAAACCCGACACUGUAAUAUGGAGGAGUCUUCUCGAUGCUUGUAGCAAGCAACACGAAGCUAGCAUUGAGCUAAGCGAAGAAGUGGCCAGGCAGAUCCUCGAGUCCUCAGAAGGGGAUGUUUCUAGCGGUGUUUAUGUGCUCUUGUCAAGAAUCUACGCCUCGGCUAGCCGUUGGAAUGACGUCGGAUCAAUUAGGAAACUAAUGGCGGAGGACGGCAUAACAAAAGAGCCGGGGUGUAGUUUGAUAGAGAUUGAUGGUAUAACCCACGAGUUUUUUGCUGGAGAUACAUCGCAUCCUCGCAGUAGAGAAAUUUUUCGGGUCCUUGAUACGAUCAAAGAGAAGCUGGAGGCAGUAGGGUAUGCGCCGGAAUGUUCCCAAGGAGAUUUGAUUGAUGAAAAACGAUGGCAAUCGGUUGGUGUUGGGCUGCACAGCGAGAGAAUAGCCAUUGCCUUUGGACUGUUGAACUUGAAGCCUGGCGUGCCCAUACGUAUAUUUAAGAAUCUGCGGAUAUGCAACGAUUGCCAUAAGGUGACCAAAUUAAUUUCUGAAUUAUUUGACGUGGAGAUUAUCAUGAGAGAUCGUGCUCGAUUCCAUCACUUUAAAGAUGGCGUCUGCUCUUGUAUGGAUUAUUGGUAGCUUUUUGCUCUUGUAUUGUAUCCCCAGUCAGCCAUGUAUAUAGAAAAAUGCUAUGGAGACUUGCUCAAAAGUGGUACUCUU